AUGAACAGUUGUACAACAACUACAAAUAUAUUCAAACAGAUAAUAAAUAAUAGAUGGCUAUCAAGGAAGAUAUUCAAUUAUGUUGGUUUGAUACAUGAUCAAUUGAAUGUGAAGAGACACUUAUGGAAUUCAUUGAUUAAACAUUGGCUCAUGUUGAUACAAGAACCAUUGCGCGACAAUAUAGACCUGACCAGAAUGACCAUGUCAGUACAUUUACCAAUGUUUAUUUAUUACAAGGGACACCGCAACAUUGUUGACUAUGUACUGUUGUUAAGACAAGAGAGGUUAUGUGAUGAUGGAACAUAUUACGACCCUGCAUUCGUCAUUGACUUGGAGUACGUCACCGAUUGGAUGGCUGCCACUGGUGACCUUGCAAUUGUCAAACGUCUGGUCGCUCUUGGACUUGACCCUACGCCUCUUGCAUUGGACUGUGCCGGCUCACUACAAAUGGUUCAAUACCUGUGCGCCAAUCAAAGACAACAAUGCACCAAUCAGGCGAUGGACAGAGCUGCGGGUCUCGGAAAGUUGGACAUUGUACAGUACUUGCAUCAACACAGGUCAGAAGGUUGUACCGCCAGGGCAUUGGACAGUGCAGCUGCUAAUGGGCAUCUCGAAGUGGUAGAGUUCCUUCAUAUGAACCGGACUGAGGGGUGCACGACAGAUGCAAUGGAUAGGGCUGCGACCAAUGGACACAUUAACGUCGUGGAGUACUUGCAUCUCAAUCGGACAGAGGGCUGCACAACCAAUGCAAUGGACAAGGCAGCGGCGAAUGGACACGUCAAAGUCUUGGAGUACCUGCAUCUCAAUCGAAGAGAAGGCUGUACUGAAGAGGCAAUGGAUCAGGCGGCAAUGAAUGGUUGGUUGGACUGUGUUCAGUACCUCCAUCAAAACAGAACUGAAGGCUGUAAUGAUGAUUUAUUGGACCAAGUUGCUGGCACUGGAAACCUUGCAAUGAUUGAGUAUCUUCAUUCAAACAUGUUGUUUGAGGGAUGUACAACUGAUGCCAUGAACAGUGCAGCUCAAGAUGGACAACUACAAGUUGUGGAGUACUUACAUCACAAUCGAACAGAGGGUUGUACAACUGAUGCCAUGGACAAUGCAGCACGAAACAAUCAUCUGGAUGUAGUCGAGUACCUACAUAACAAUCGAACAGAGGGUUGUACACCAAUGGCCAUCAUGUGUGCAAUUGGCAAUGGUUCAAUACCUAUGAUCCAUUAUCUCCACGAGCAUCGAACCGAGUGUCGUAUCAAUCUCAAUGAUGCACUUGAGAUCACCAAGAAUGAUGAGAUAAUUCAGUACAUCCAAUGUCUCCAUAUCGGUUCCAAU
This is a messenger RNA of Acytostelium subglobosum LB1, 1326 nucleotides long. RefSeq lists its product as hypothetical. NCBI's taxonomy places the organism in Eukaryota, Evosea, Eumycetozoa, Acytosteliales, Acytosteliaceae. The transcript has a single exon. Gene Ontology annotation, molecular function: protein binding. The annotation marks the transcript as partial. The record is from RefSeq and is a predicted model, not a curated record.